This is a messenger RNA of Fusarium coffeatum, 1203 nucleotides long. RefSeq lists its product as uncharacterized. The transcript has a single exon. The record is from RefSeq and is a predicted model, not a curated record. Bases 1 to 1203 code for a protein of 400 amino acids. Lineage: Eukaryota; Fungi; Ascomycota; Sordariomycetes; Hypocreales; Nectriaceae.
AUGUCUCUACCCGUCGCACUUCAGUCCGUCGUCUUCUACGUUCUCGCCUGCACGCCAUGCACUCAGAUCCGGCAUCGACAAAAAGCAAGCGAGCAAUCUAAGAGGGAGCGCGAGGAGAAGGCGAGAGUAGUGGGACAGCAACCAGAUGUUUACCAGCAUCCCUCACCUUUCAACACAAACCCUUACUGGCAGGAAGAGAUCAACAUGGGACCAUCUUUACCGAAGAAAUCAGCGAGCAAAAAUUCCAGUCAGCGUGGCCUUACCAGUCAGGGUGCCGACAGUGCUUUCAGCGUAUCCGAACAGACGAACAAUGGUGGAAGCCGCAUGAAUUUUGGCGCUAGCAAUUCCGUCAUUGCCGAAGACGAUAGCCUCUCAGACGAUUGGAACCGACGCCAUGGAUAUCAGCGUGAGGAUGAGGAGUUAUGGGGACAUCACAAAUUCAUGGACGCCAUAUCUAAAGCGAGAGAUUCGGCUGGACGAUUAAUCGAGUCUACUCUCGGUCUUGAGAAGGAGGUGACUGAACAGCAACGCCACGAGUUUUACUUCCCCAAGAACCCACCAGUCAACGAAUAUCACCCUCCCGUCGUCAGCAGCAAGGCGCCUUCACGAAACGCCCACCAAUGGAUGUUGCAGCCGCCGCCAUCGGCCAAGGUCAUGGAGGGCAAGGUGCCCGUUAGCCGGGCUGGAAGUUCUGGAAGCAAGUCCAGCGGUAGGACACUGGUCGGAGAAGACACACAGCUCAGCCGUCUGGUUCACGAGAAGCUUGUUAAGGAGAAGUUGAGGAAAGAGCAUGGCAACCCUACAGAAACCGAACUCAUCGAAUCUCUCUUCCUGAACCGAACAAACCCAUCUCUUUCUAUCCAGCGCACCCGAAGCCUGUCAUUCGAGACUUCCGACGAUUCGCUUGAUAGUGGCUUCGCGAAGCGAAAGACAAGACUCCGACCCGUUGCUGCACCACCAGGAUACGAUUCUUCAGAUGAUGAUUCAGAUUCCGACGUGCCAGUUCCCUUUUCGCAAAGCGCCAGACAGUUGAGCACUCGCCGAAAGCCAUCCGUCGCCCAACGACCAAAGCUUGAGACCAUCGAGAGCACAAGGUCGGCUACUACCACAAGGAUGUCCUCGAAGCGAUCCAAGCGGCAAAGAUCCACUCGAUCAAAGAGACUUUCAGGCGCUGCCUCCCCUGUUGGCGACGAUACUGAUUAA